Capsicum annuum is the source of this 484-nucleotide messenger RNA. RefSeq lists its product as uncharacterized. NCBI's taxonomy places the organism in Eukaryota, Viridiplantae, Streptophyta, Magnoliopsida, Solanales, Solanaceae. Bases 42 to 347 code for a protein of 101 amino acids. Gene Ontology annotation, molecular function: receptor serine/threonine kinase binding. The transcript has 3 exons. The record is from RefSeq and is a predicted model, not a curated record.
UCACUUAGAUCAAGAACUUGCUUUUCAUUUGCUUCUUAAAAAUGUCUUUUUCGUUCACUGCCAAACAGUUCACUCUCUUGGUCUUUCUAUGCUUAAUAGUUAUUCAAGAAUCUCAUGGAUGCUCUACCACCAGCUCAAAAUGCAUUUUACAAAAGGAAGUUGCUUCUGUGAGACUUCUAAACAGAAAGGCUUCAGGAAGCCAUUGGGGUGCAUUUGGAAAGAGAUACUACAAACAUGCAGAGAAGAUUAAUGAGAAGUUUGCUGAUUGGGAGCUAAGAGGAGUUCCAGCUGGUCCUGAUCCAUUGCAUCACAAUGGUGCUACUCCUAAGAAACCAAGGACUCCAUGAUGCAAGUAGUAACUUUGUUUUAGCUCUAUGUCUUAAGUUUUUAGUAAAAGGUAGUAUAUGGUUUGUGUCUUAAGUUUUUAGUAAAGGUUAGUAUAUAGGUUGAUGCAAAGUUGUCCUUUUUAUCAGUACUAAGAGAA